AUGAGCAAUCCAGCGUCGUUGUCCACUAAUACAACAACCAAUCCUUCACAUCCUGAAGAGGAAACUAGUUUGGAAGGAAAGAGUAUUGUGAACAGUCCUCCUCAACCAACAUCGUCAGAGGAUCCAUUACUCCCUCCUCCCAUCAAUACACAAAUUCACAAAGGUAUGCACGAUCCUUCCCAUGAAACCGCCUCUCCUACUUCUGCUUCAACCUAUCAAGAGUCUCAAAUACCUUCGACCCAACCAAGUAGUACCUUAACAGAACAUAUAAAUCUCAGACAACAACAACAACAAGAUCCUCAUUUAGAACAAGCAUCCAUGGACGAUCGAAAUCUCAUGCCUCCUCCUUCAACCUCACCCUCCAUGCAUUCACAACAAUCACCACAACAUCAUGACAACACUUCCAAAUACAUUUCCACUCAAAUUCAUCUCAAAUCAAAACCCAAAAGUAAGGACGAUCUUUUGGAAAAUAUCAUCACUCGACAGGUCACUCUACCUCCUCUCGAAGAAGGUGAUAUUAUCAUUAAAAUCUUGUAUAUUGCCAUGGAUGCAUCAUUUCGAACAUUGGUAUGUCAAGAGAGUGAUCGAUAUUGUCCUCCUCCGUUUUGUGGUCCUUCAAAAUCCAUGCAUCCACCACCACCACCACUACCUCAUCAACCAUGUCAUCAACAAUAUCAACAACAACCACAACAUCAGCAAACAGCUUUACCAUCGAGUACUACCUUAAUGGAACAUGUUCAUGAAAAACAUUCAAAAGAAGAAAACAAAAAGUGUCAACUCCAUCAUGGCGUACUCAAAGGUUAUGCUGUUGGAGAAGUGAUUGAAUCAAGAAAUCGUCUCUUCACAAAGGGAAGAAAUGUCUAUGGAAAUUUAGGAAUUCAAAAAUACUUGUACUCUAGUGGAGGUAAAGAUCUCGAUGACAAUUUGGUACGAGAUAUUACCAUGAAUUCGAGUUUGGCUUCAUUCCUCACACUUUCCAAAGCUGGUUUGUGCGCCUAUUUUGCAGUCACUGAAAUUUCUCAAAUUUCUGAAGGAGAUACUGUCAUGGUCACGGGUGGCUCUGGAUGUGUCGGUGCCUUAAUUCCACAAAUUGUAAGGGCCUAUCUAACGGAUCAACAUGUCAAGAAACAGCGUCAACAAGAAUUGUUGACCAAUCUUGAAAAACCGUCGUCACUCCUUGUCAACAACAAAUCAAACACAAAAUCUGAAGCUUCACUCGGCACUAGUACCACAAUUCCAUCGACGACACGAACUCACAGUGAAGGUUUACAAGUCGAUACUUCUCAACCAUUUCCUCGAAUGUGCAGUAAGGCUAAAAGCCCAACCUUAAAUUGGUGUGUCCAUGCGUUGGUUGGAUCUGAUCAGAGUCCUCGAGGAGGUGGUGCCAUGUCACGAUCCUUCUAUCAAUCGCCAUUCACAGAGGAGAAAGAGGAUUACAACGAGAUGAGACAUCGACUUUUUCAUCAUCCGUCUUCUCCUGCCUUAUUUUCAUCGCUGCCACCACCCUCCAUGAUGAUUACAAAACCUUCUUCUUCAAUGGUCACAAGUGGAAGUGCUGCUAAUACAACAACGGCAACAACAACACAACCUUCCUAUGUGCCACAAGUGCAAAUUUUGGGUCUUUGUUCCUCAGAGAAAAAAGUUCGAGUCAUGAAACAAAAUUUCAAAUAUGACGAAUGUUUGGAUUAUUCUCAACACUUGAAGAAACCCGUACCUUUUGAUGUGACACCUUCUGGAACGUUUUGUGCAGGAGGUUCGUGUUUUGAGCCAACCUUUGAAUCAACUCAAUCGUCGUCGGUGAAUGUUCCUCCUUCACCAUCCUCAGCCUUAUACUUGACCGAUGUGUAUAAACGUAUAUCGGAGCAAAUCGAUCGAGAGUCAUUGAGUGAGGCCAUUCGAACUCAGUGUCCCAAUGGAAUUGAUGUCUUGAUUGAUACUGUGGGAGGUUUCAUGUUGGAUGUGUGUUUGGAACAUAUUAAUCACAAUGCUCGUGUGGUUUUGUGUGGAGCCAUUUCACAACAUAAUGCCUCAAAAAUUGAAGGACCUUUCAAUUAUGUGAAUUUGAUUUUGAAAAGUGCUCGAAUGGAAGGUUUUGUGUUGGACAAGUUCAAAUCAAAGUUUAAGGAAGCGUCACAGACUUUGGUAAGAUGGAUCCAGGAAAAGAAAUUGAAUGGUCUGGAGGAGCAUGUGGUUGAGUGCAACUUGGGUCAGAAAGAGGAUGUUGCCAGAGUGUUCAGUCUUCUCUAUGCGGAAGAUUAUACUGGAAAACUUAUUUUGAGAGUAAGGCAUUGA
Messenger RNA from Naegleria lovaniensis, 2292 nucleotides. RefSeq lists its product as uncharacterized. Gene Ontology annotation, molecular function: oxidoreductase activity, acting on the CH-CH group of donors, NAD or NADP as acceptor. Lineage: Eukaryota; Heterolobosea; Eutetramitea; Acrasida; Naegleriidae. The coding region runs from base 1 to 2292 and encodes 763 amino acids. The record is from RefSeq and is a predicted model, not a curated record. The transcript has 2 exons.